This is a messenger RNA of Arachis ipaensis, 4933 nucleotides long. RefSeq names its product putative ABC transporter C family member 15. Gene Ontology annotation, molecular function: ATP hydrolysis activity; ABC-type transporter activity; ATP binding. Gene Ontology annotation, cellular component: membrane. Gene Ontology annotation, biological process: transmembrane transport. The record is from RefSeq and is a predicted model, not a curated record. Lineage: Eukaryota; Viridiplantae; Streptophyta; Magnoliopsida; Fabales; Fabaceae.
CUCAUUUAUAUGCCUCUGACUUUUCAUUCUCUAGUUCCAAUGCCUAUGCUCUAUGCUCCAUUCAAAAGCAUUCGCCGCUCUUUAGCACCCACUUGUAAAUUCUUCAUAUUUCCAAAAAAGUUUGUCAACACUUCAACUUAAUUUCAGUGUUUCCUUCAACUUCAACCAUGGCCAUUGUGGAUACUCUGCUUGUAACAGCCAAUGUGGCAUUCUUCUAUGCAAUUCUGAUAUGGCUGCUUCUUCACACUUUGAGACAAAGCAAGCUUCGACGUGCUGUGUUUCUCCAACAAGGACCAAAGUUCUUCUCCAUUAUCACUCUCCUAUUCAAUUUUAUUCUUACCCUUUUAACUAUAGCUUUUGCAGUUCAUGAAUAUAGGACUAAUAAAAUAGUGAGAUAUAGUUCUGUUACAUUUGCUCUAACAUGGGUUAUGGCAAGCUUGGUUUCAUUCUAUUCAAUGAAGAAGACAACAAGAGACAACAAAAGAUUCCCUUUUGUUCUGGUUCUCUGGUGGGUCUGGGCCAGUAUCAUAGAAGCAAUCUCAGUUUCUAUUGGACUAAUGAAGAACAACUUUGAAUACUUGGACUUCUGGAAUUUCUUGUCUGAGGAUGAUAACAUAGUUGGUGUGGUUUCCUUGCCUAUGUUGUUGUUGCUUUUGUGUUUGAAUUUAUGUGCAAGAGAAGAACAACACAACACUGACAUGGAACAGCUCUUGGUUCACCCUGGAGAAGAAGAAGAUGAUGAUGAAGAUGGAGAGAACUUCACAAAUGCAGGCAUUUGGAGCCAACUCACAUUUCGAUGGCUGAAUCCCAUUUUUAGAAAGGGUCGAGUUCAGAAGCUUGAGCUUGCUCACAUUCCUGAUGUUCCUCAUUCUGAAACUGCAGAAAAUGCUUCUUCCUUAUUGGAAGAAUCGCUUCGCAAACAGAAACUUGAAGGGGCUUCCUUGACUAAAGCUAUAACCAGUUCUGUGUGGAAGUCCUUGGCUUUAAAUGCAGUUUUUGCCGGGGUUAAUACAAUUGCAUCUUAUAUGGGUCCAUUGUUGAUUACAUACUUUGUCAAUUUCUUGGUGGAUGAUAAUUCCAAUUCAAGCAUCCAAUGUGGCCUCAUUCUUGCAUUCAUAUUCUUCCUCUCAAAGACAUUGGAGUCACUGAGCCAAAGACAAUGGUACUUUGGUGCUCAGAGAAUUGGAAUUCGAGUGCGCGCGGCUCUUAUGACUCUAAUUUACAGCAAGUCCUUAAUGAUCAAGUGUGCAGGGCCAACCCAUGGAAAAAUCAUAAACUUGGUGAAUAUGGAUGUUGAAAGAAUUGGGGAUUUCUGCUGGUACAUUCAUGGAGUUUGGUUGCUUCCCGUUCAGGUUAUUUUGGCCUUAGUGAUAUUGUACAUAAACUUGGGAUUCUUGCCUUCAAUUUCUGCACUUGCUGUCACCAUUUUGGUUAUGGUGUGUAACACACCUUUGGCCAAUAUGCAAGAAAAAUUACACUCCAAGAUCAUGGAAGCUAAGGAUACAAGAAUCAAGAUGACUUCAGAGAUAAUGAAGAACAUGAGGAUACUGAAAUUGCAUUCAUGGGAAUCAACAUUCUUACAGAAACUUCUCCAAUUGAGAGACACUGAGAAGAGUUGGCUGCAGAAGUACCUCUACACUUGCUCAGCAGUAGCCACUCUUUUCUGGACUUCUCCAACUUUGGUUUCUGUUGUUACUUUCGGCAUAUGCAUACUGGUGAACACAGAACUGACUGCGGCUACUGUCCUCUCAGCCUUGGCAACUUUUCGGAUUCUGCAGGAACCAAUCUACAAUCUUCCAGAGCUGAUUUCUAUGAUAGCUCAAACAAAAGUCUCUCUUGAUCGAAUCCAAGAGUUGAUCAAUGAAGAGGACCAGAACCAGUUUAUGAACAAGCACACUUCGAAAGAUUCAUCAAUUGUUAUUGAAAUCAAGCCAAGUGAAUAUGCAUGGGAAACAAGUGAUGGAACCAACAAGAAACCAACAAUUCAAAUCACAGAAAACUUGAAGAUAAAGAAAGGUCAGAAGGUAGCAGUUUGUGGUUCAGUGGGGUCUGGAAAAUCAAGCUUACUUUGUUGUAUGCUUGGUGAGAUUCCAUUGGUUUCCGGGACAUUGAUCAAAGUCUAUGGAACAAGAAGUUAUGUGCCACAGAGUCCCUGGAUUCAAUCAGGAACAAUAAGAGAAAAUAUCCUGUUUGGAAAGGAAAUGAACAAGGACUUCUAUGAAAGUGUUUUGGAUGGCUGUGCUUUGCAUCAAGAUAUCAACAUGUGGGGUGAUGGAGAUUUGAAUCUUGUGGAGGAGAGGGGCAUAAACUUAAGUGGAGGCCAGAAACAACGGAUUCAACUCGCAAGAGCUGUUUACAAUGAUUCAGAUAUUUACUUCCUUGAUGAUCCUUUCAGUGCAGUUGAUGCUCAUACCGGAACUCAUUUAUUUAAAAAAUGCCUUAUGCAACUUUUGUCUGAGAAGACAGUUGUUUAUGCUACUCAUCAACUAGAAUUUUUGGAAGCUGCAGAUUUAAUUCUGGUAAUGAAAGAUGGAAAAAUAGUGGAGUCAGGAAGGUAUAAAGAACUCAUAGCAUGUCCCAACUGUGAAUUUGUUCGACAAAUGGCUGCUCAUGAAGAAACAAUAAACCAAAUAAAUCCAUGGCAUGAAGAGAACUCAAUUAGCUGCAGGCCCCUUCAAAAGAAUCAAAUUGAAGUUGCUGAAGAGAAUCUUCAAGAAAGCAUAAGCAAUUGGAAGAGAAACAAAGAAGAAGAAGCGGAGACCGGUCGAGUGAAAUGGAGUGUUUACUCAACCUUUGUCACAUCUGCAUAUAGAGGAUCACUUGUUCCGGUCAUUCUUCUCUGCCAGAUUCUGUUUCAAGUGAUGCAAAUGGGAAGCAAUUAUUGGAUUUCUUGGGCUGCAGAACAAACUGGGAGGGUAACCAAAAGGAUGCUUAUGGGAACAUUUGUUCUUCUUUCUGGUGGAAGCUCUAUCUUUAUACUUGGAAGGACUGUUUUGAUGGCAGUGGUGGCUGUUGAGACAGCUCAGCGUCUUUUUCAUGGAAUGAUUACAUCUGUUUUCAGAGCACCUGUUUCAUUUUUUGAUACCACACCUUCAAGCAGAAUCCUCAGUAGGUCAUCAACAGAUCAAAGUACAAUUGACACAGACAUACCAUACAGAUUAGCAGGGCUAGUGUUUGCACUAAUUCAGUUGUUGAGUAUUAUCAUGCUAAUGUCGCAGGUCGCGUGGCAAGUCAUCCUUGUGUUUCUUGUGGUGUUUGCUAUCUCCAUAUGGUAUCAGGCUUAUUACAUUACUACUGCCAGGGAAUUAGCCAGGAUGGUAGGGAUCAGAAAAGCCCCAAUCUUGCAUCAUUUCUCAGAAUCUAUUGCUGGGGCCGCCACGAUUCGUUGUUUCAAUCAAGAACAAAUAUUCAUGACCAAAAUCAAGGAUCUUGUUGAUGAAUACUCUAGAGUAGCCUUUCAUAAUUAUGCCACCAUGGAAUGGUUGUCAGUCCGGAUCAAUUUUCUCUUCAAUCUAGUCUUCUACUUUGUUCUCAUCAUCUUGGUUACUCUGCCAAGGUCUGCCAUUGAUCCCAGCUUGGCAGGUCUGGUAGCUACUUAUGGUUUGAACUUGAAUGUACUUCAGGCUUGGGUCAUAUGGAACCUUUGCAAUGUUGAGAACAAGAUGAUAUCUGUUGAGAGAAUAUUGCAAUUCUCUAGCAUACCAAGUGAAGCACCACUGAUAAUCCAAGAUUGUAGGCCUGAACCAGAGUGGCCUAUGGAAGGGAAAAUUGAGCUUCAGAAUAUUCAUAUUCGGUAUGAUCCGGCUGGUCCUAUGGUUCUCAAAGGUGUCACUUGCACAUUCCCGGGGCGAAAGAAGAUCGGAGUAGUAGGGAGGACAGGGAGUGGAAAAUCAACUCUGGUGCAAGCCCUUUUUCGAGUGGUGGAGCCUUUGGAAGGAAAGAUACUAAUAGAUGGAGUACAUAUUUCCAAGAUUGGUCUGCAGGAUUUAAGAUCUAAGCUUGGUAUAAUUCCUCAAGACCCAACCUUGUUUCUAGGUACUGUUAGGACUAACUUGGAUCCUCUAGAACAACAUGCGGAUAAAGAACUCUGGGAGGUUCUCAAGAAGUGCCAUCUUGCUGAAAUUGUAAGGCAGGAUCCAAGACUUCUUGAUGCACCAGUGGCUGAGAAUGGAGAAAAUUGGAGCGUUGGACAAAGGCAACUCGUUUGUCUUGCUAGGCUGCUAUUGAAAAAGAGAAGGAUUUUGGUUCUAGAUGAGGCAACAGCAUCUAUUGACACUGCAACUGACAAUUUAAUUCAAAAGACUAUUAGAGAAGAAACUAGUGAAUGCACAGUGAUUACUGUAGCACAUAGAAUCCCUACAGUUAUUGAUAAUGACUUGGUUUUGGUCCUUGAUGAAGGGACAAUUGCAGAGUAUGAUGAACCAGAUCAGUUGCUGCAGAACAAUACUUCAUCUUUCUCAAAGUUGGUUUCAGAAUUUUUGAGGAGAUCAUCCCCCAAGUAGUUGCCAAAAAAGGACACAGAAACCAGACACUUGUACAUAUUUGAAAGCUUAAACAGCAAUUGACAAGGAGCUCAAGAAAUGUUGGUUGAUUACUUUGUCAACUUUAUGAAGGUUAAUACAAAUACAGAUUCCAGAUUCCACAAGCUUAGACAAUAGUUUCUACCUAGUGUCUUUUUUAUUAUGUUCAUAAUCCUAAUCCGAUACCUUGUUCACUAAUUCAACGAGACAGGUGCAUUUUACACAGUUGUUACUUAUUGCAGUGUCUCUUCUAUUCGUGAUUGUUCUUAAAAUGGGAAUGCUCCUGUUUGCAGAGAAAACCUAUCACUGGAUAUUUAUUCUUGUACCUCCACCGGCAUCUUAAUUUUUCAGGAUUUAACCAAGUGAUACUGAUAAAUAGCUUCAUCCUUCACAUAAUUCAGAUCCCAAGCCUU